Vigna angularis (adzuki bean) is the source of this 663-nucleotide messenger RNA. Its product is annotated as cytochrome P450 82A4-like. Lineage: Eukaryota; Viridiplantae; Streptophyta; Magnoliopsida; Fabales; Fabaceae. Gene Ontology annotation, biological process: defense response to other organism. The transcript is spliced from 3 exons. The coding region runs from base 1 to 663 and encodes 220 amino acids. The record is from RefSeq and is a predicted model, not a curated record. Gene Ontology annotation, molecular function: heme binding; iron ion binding; oxidoreductase activity, acting on paired donors, with incorporation or reduction of molecular oxygen.
AUGGAGAAGGCACAGAGUGAGAUCGGCGAGCCCUCCGUCGUUGCUGCGUCCGCCGCCGCUGCCUCCGCCUCUCUAGAUCCACCGCUCCAGAUCGCCGUCGUCAAGCCGCUCCAGAUCGGCGAGCCCUCCGUCGUUGCUGCCUGCCUCCGCCGCUCCCGAUCCACCGCUCCAGAUCGCCGUCGCCAAGCCGCUCCAGAUCGUGUUGUCGAGAGGGAGGCUUCGUCGGGAACGAGGCUUGCCGUCGCAGCGGCGGCUGACGCCGUGGCCGAGGCCGACGAGGAGACGAAAGCAAGUUCAGGGUUCCAUCAAUUGUUUUCUCAUUUGAUAUUCAACGUUGUUCUUCAAAUGGUUUUGGGAAAGCGAUAUUUUAGUUUAGGAACCGUGGAUGAUGAGAAGGCAGGGAGAUGUGUGAAGGCUGUGAAGGAGUUCAUGCGUCUUUUCGGGGUGUUCACAGUGGGAGAUGAUGUUCCUUGGUUAAGAUGGUUUGAUUUUGGAGGCCAUGAGAAGGCCAUGAAAGACACUGCCAAGAAAAUGGAUAGUCUUGUAAGUGAGUGGUUAGAGGAGCAUAGACAAAACAAGGCUUUGGGUGGAAAGGUUGAUGGAUUUCAAGAUGUAUAUAUGUUCAUACAUGAAUUUCGAUUCUCUGCUGUAACUUUUGUAUAA